Molecule: messenger RNA, 1756 nt
Organism: Prunus avium (sweet cherry)
Lineage: Eukaryota; Viridiplantae; Streptophyta; Magnoliopsida; Rosales; Rosaceae
Product: Pentatricopeptide repeat (PPR) superfamily protein
Molecular function (GO): mRNA binding; protein binding
Source: RefSeq, a predicted model, not a curated record
AAGUCCCAAGUCCCCAACCAGCACUUAGAACAGCUCCAACAAUGAACCACUCGAAAGCUGAAUUAGGCAAGCUUAACCAAACCCUCGUCUCAUCAAACCCAGAAAUCAAUUUUGCAUCUUUAUUGAUUCUCAGUUAAUCUUUCACAGAAAGAAAACAAAAAACGCUAAACAUGAACCACUCGAAGCCUCUGUGCCGCAAUUACACACCCAAUGUAGUGAACCAAGUCCUCACUGCCAUGCUAAAAAACCAACCCUUCAAUUCCGAGCUCGCUGCCUCAGCCACCAACUCUCAGCCAUGGACCUCCGAGUCAGUUUCCCAAGUCUUAAUCUCCAUACCCAGAUUCUUCUUCCAGUCCCCUCGCUCCAUCGGUCGCCAACAUGGCUUUCGACACCGCGCUCCCUUAAAGCAACGCAAUCUUAGACAAGAAUCUUAUAGGUUCCAUAACAACGUGCUCGUUCUUGGCCCAGCUGCCCACAGAGACCUUCACAAGGUUCAGCUGGGAUUGGACAAAGCGCUUGAAUUCUUCUACUGGGUCGAAACCCAUUUUGGGUUUGUUCACAAUGAGCAAACUUGUAGGGAUAUGGCCGUUGUUUUGGCUAGAGGGAAUAACUUGAAAGCCCUCUGGGAUUUUCUUAAAGAAAUAUCGAAGAGAGGGAGUGGUGGGCUGGUGACUACACAGACCAUUACGUGUUUGAUAAAAGUCCUAGGAGAGGAGGGACUGGUUACUGAUGCAUUGGCUGCUUUUUAUAGAAUGAAGCAGUUUCAUUGUAAACCUGAUGUGUAUGCUUAUAACACUAUUAUUUAUGCUCUCUGCAGAGUUGGGAAUUUUAAUAAGGCCCGGUUUUUGUUGGAGCAGAUGGAGUUGCCGGGCUUCAGAUGCCCGCCGGACGUGUUCACUUAUACGAUUUUGAUUAGUUCUUAUUGUAGAUAUGGCUUGGAGACUGGGUGUAGGAAGGCCACUAGGAGGCGGAUGUGGGAAGCAAACCACAUGUUCCGGAACAUGCUUUUCAGAGGCUUUGUCCCUGAUGUUGUCACUUACAAUUCUUUGAUCAAUGGCUGUUGCAAAACCUACCGGAUCGAGAGGGCUUCGGAGUUGUUUGAUGAUAUGAACAGAAGGGGUUGUAACCCCAAUCGGGUUACUUACGAUUCCUUUAUUAGAUACUACGCUGCUGUUAAUGAGAUUGAUAAGGCGGUUGAUAUGUUACGGAAGAUGCAAAAUAUGAAACAUGGAAUGCCCACUUCAAGUUCUUACACUCCAAUCAUUCAUGCCUUGUGUGAAGCAGGAAGGGUUAUAGAGGCUCGGGAUUUUCUUGCUGAGUUGAUCGAUGGAGGCUCGAUACCUAGAGAGUAUACUUAUAAGUUAGUUUGGGACGCAUUAAAUUCAGCUGGAGAAUUCGAUUCGCUUGGUAAUGACCUGCAUAGAAGAAUAAAAUAUGGUAUAGAGAGUAGAUAUAGGCAGAUAAUGAAGGUGAAGCCGAUUAUGACUCGCAAAGGAUACGAUAGCAUGGUGGAAACUUGACGCUGUGAAGAAACUAGUUAUGGUUAAGAACUGCAGAUUAUAGUCAUUCUUUGACAAACAUUUGGAGGUACUAAAGUUCAUGCACUUCCGUUGGCUGGCCAUACAAAAUCUAUUGAAGAUUAAUUGGUAAUGAGACAACUUAUUUGAUGAUCCUUGUUGUCGCAUUAUAAAUUUGUGGCGCUGCUCUUAAGAGGUAUCUUAGUUUCAAGCAAUUUUCGAUCAGCACCAAGCAGCUC